Durio zibethinus is the source of this 887-nucleotide messenger RNA. RefSeq lists its product as uncharacterized. Lineage: Eukaryota; Viridiplantae; Streptophyta; Magnoliopsida; Malvales; Malvaceae. The record is from RefSeq and is a predicted model, not a curated record.
UCGUACUUUAAUAAAGAAGGUUCCUCCUUUAGUGAAUUUGAAAAUACCCAAAUACUCGAAGUUUUGAAAACCAAUACACAUUUAUACAUAACCUCUUAUUGCAGGCAAAUGUUCUUACUUGUUUCGAGAGUUUUCUCCAAAGCAUCCCUUUGUCUGCACUCAAAGAACAAUAAGCUGCAGACUCAUACAAAAUCCUAACCCUUUCAUUCCAUCUCCUCAUCUUUUAUUUCAAAAACCAACCAAAAGAAUGUCGACUCAAAAACAGCAGCCUCAAACACAACAACCCGUUGUCGUUUACCCAAAUACUGUGUCAGGGCAAGCGCUGCCAUCUCAUUCUCACUCGGAUGGAUCCUUUGGAACAGUUUUUAUAGUGCUGGCAGUAAUCAUUGUUAUUUCAGCUAUAGCUUGCUUUCUUGGAAGACUUUGUAACCGGCGCAAGAGCCAAACAAAACCCUCUAAGCAAAACCAAAACCAUGAUUUCCGUCCUAAAGAAAGGGACAUCGAGUUCGGGUUUGACGGAAGGGUUCCUGCUGCCAAAUCAACUAGCCAUGGUGAACCCAAUAAAGGGUUCAAAAUGCCUGGAAAUGGAGAUCACAUAGGGUUCAGAAUGCCUGAACAUAGGGAUCCUGCAAGAAUUAGAAUGCCUGGAAAUGGAGAUCUUACAGGAUUUAGAAUGCCAGGAAAUGGGGAUCCCACAGGGUUCAGAAUGCCCAGACAUGGAGGUGAACCUAAGCCUGUUGAUGAUGGAGCGAUAAAGGCCGGUGCAUGAUAUGGUACAGAAUGAAGACCGUUCCUGAGUUGUGGCACUUUAUUUAUCUUCUUUUUGCAAAUGUUUGCCUUUAACUUAAUGGAGUUUCUUAUUUUUAUGAUGUUGCACAUGUAUUUAU